AUGUCUUAUGACCUCAUCUGGCUUUUAACUCGCAAGAGCAGCUCAUACAUAGUAGACGCGGUUCCCGAAGGACCCAUCUUCUCGAGGGAGCCUGGUAACUUGUUGAAUAUUCACUCACACAAAUAUUCCAUUAUCGCGGACCCAAAGCCCCUUUCUAUCGUGGAUGGCCCAUCUGGAGUUGAGGUUGUGACUCGAAAGCCAUCUGCGUCGAUACAUUCCGUGAAAUCUGCUCGUCAUGUCACUAGGAUUCGCGGUAGAUCCGGCCCUCGACGGGCUGCUGGCAUUGCCAUCCAAAAGCCGAAGUCUGGCUACCGGUCUGACUUGAAGAAGCCCGCUGCAGCUCGUAUUAGUGCUAUUCUGGCGUCUAAGAAGGAGAAGAAGCCGCUGCCCGAGAAGAAGCCAAGGGGGAAGAAGGCAAAAGCUGCUGCGUCUGAAUGA
Molecule: messenger RNA, 438 nt
Organism: Fomitiporia mediterranea MF3/22
Lineage: Eukaryota; Fungi; Basidiomycota; Agaricomycetes; Hymenochaetales; Hymenochaetaceae
Exons: 5
Coding region: 1-438 (145 amino acids)
Biological process (GO): translation
Cellular component (GO): ribosome; cytosolic large ribosomal subunit
Molecular function (GO): structural constituent of ribosome
Source: RefSeq, a predicted model, not a curated record